ACCUUUUCGGAUUUUUAUAAUUUAACCGGUGUUUUUGGACAAAACUGCAGCGCAAAGCCCGUAAUCUCGCUGUCAACGUGGCUAACAGCGUAACUAACACUGAGCCCCACCUAUCGACCUGUCGGCCUCAGGCAUGCAUGAAACCAACUUGGCUAGCUCAGUCCGGAUCGGUUUUCUCCCGUUUUUGUCCCUGCUCUAAAGUCCGGUUUUCUGCCAGUUAGGUGCUUCGGAGGCCACCAUGAACUCGCUCCUGAGCAAACUCGGGGCCCUGCUUGCUCACGAGUACUCUCAUCCGUGGCAUCUGCGGCGACAUCCAGUACAUCAACGACGAGAUGGCAGCAUGCAGGCCUUCCUGGGCGAUCUCAGCAGCACGGCCCCGCAGGGCCACGACCAGCGGAUGAAGGACUGGAUGAAGCAGAUCUGCGACAUCACCUAUGGCAUCAAGGACUGGGUCGACGACUUCGCGCACCGCCUCUCCCACGACCCCACCACCGGCUCCGGCUCCGAGAUCUGUUGCGCCUUCCACCAAUCCGGCGUCUACAAGAUCUGGAACCUUGCAGCCCCGCUGAGACAUCGCGUCCGCCGUCGCCGGAUUCGACGCUGCCGAGAACCCGCAGACAAGGCCUGGAGCUUGUUGGCACCAAGAAUCCUGUCGGGGUGGAAGGAGAUGGACGAUGAGCUUGGGAAAUGGGUCACCAUCGCCACGGCGUUGUACCAGAGAUUCCACGACCGGUUUGAGCGCCGGGUGAUGGUCACGGUGUCUCAGAGCUCCGACAUUGAGGCGAUACGACCAUGUUUGAGUAGGGCCGAACCCAGCCGAAGCAGCAGAAAAUGGGAGAAAACUGAACCGUACCGAACCAGCUAAUCCAGUUUCCGUGUCUGAGCCGACAGGUGGGCCUCGGUCUGAGUUACGCUCCUAAAUAUGUUGACAGCGAGAUUGCAGAUUUUGUGCUAAAGUUUUGUCAAAGAA
Messenger RNA from Brachypodium distachyon (stiff brome), 970 nucleotides. RefSeq lists its product as uncharacterized. The record is from RefSeq and is a predicted model, not a curated record. The transcript has a single exon. Lineage: Eukaryota; Viridiplantae; Streptophyta; Magnoliopsida; Poales; Poaceae. The coding region runs from base 239 to 865 and encodes 208 amino acids.